Xiphophorus maculatus (southern platyfish) is the source of this 790-nucleotide messenger RNA. RefSeq names its product KxDL motif containing 1 (gene kxd1). Gene Ontology annotation, biological process: lysosome localization. The record is from RefSeq and is a predicted model, not a curated record. The transcript has 5 exons. NCBI's taxonomy places the organism in Eukaryota, Metazoa, Chordata, Actinopteri, Cyprinodontiformes, Poeciliidae. Bases 139 to 693 code for a protein of 184 amino acids. Gene Ontology annotation, cellular component: BORC complex.
GAGGAAGAACAAGAAAAUCAUGUGACAGGAAGUUUAAAUACAUUUGUUUUUUUUUUCCUUCUCUCGGCGAGCUGUCAGAUGUAGUUUAAUCUUUGUAGUUACACAAAGAGCCGGUGGGUGCAGAGUUUUCCUGUCACCAUGGCGGAGCCCACAGCCUCCGGUGUGUUCUGUAGCAGGAUGCUGAGCAUGGUGAACUCCGAGGAUGUGAACGCCAUCAUCCAGGCGCAGAGACACAUGCUCGAUCGCUUUGAGAAAACCAAUGAGAUGCUGAUAAACUUCAACGGACUGUCGAAUGUGAGGCUGCAGCAGAUGAACGAGCGUUUCCUGCUUCACACUCGCACCCUGGUUGACAUGAAGAAGGAUUUGGACAGCGUCUUCAGGAGGAUUAGAACAUUGAAAGGAAAGAUUGCAAAGCAAUACCCAGAAGCCUUCAGCAACAUCCAUGAGUCGCCAAUCUUGGAGGACGACGACAAGGAAUUCGACCCUAUUCCUCCAAGCGUUGCUACGACAACCAACACAGCUACAUCAGAGCAGAGCACAGAAUCCUGCGACACAAGCCCCGAUGUAAUCUCGCCCACCGUGAGCAGAUGCUCUGAAGAUCUGUCUCAGGAACCACCAGACACGCCGACCUCUGACCUCCUAGAGACGGCUGUGCUGCGGGAUGAGGGUCCCGACUCUGUACCUGCAGAGUAGAAUGGACGGUUUUCAAACAGAUUCUUAAACUGAGAGUCAAUCUAAAGUCUGCUUUGGCAGCAGGUACAUUGUGUGUUUGCAUAAGUGUCCGUCUUUC